UAACAUGUUUUUGGGUUAUGACCUAUAUGAUUACAAAUUAGUAGGUAAUAAUUAAUGUGCUUAGUAAAUUUUUAAAUUUUGGUAUCGUUUAGAUGUAAGGAAAACGAUAAUAAUUUAAUUUGUAAAUGUUUAAUCAUAUUUAAUUAUUAAUAAUUCUCAUCUGUUGACUUUUUAUUUACACCUCGAUUUUUCUCACUUCUCUGUUCUUUGUACUACCGUAUACUAUAUAGUGUCUACCACAUAACACUGUAUAAUACAUAAGAUUGAGAAAAAAAUGGCAAUUAAAGAUGAUUUCGUAUCAAAUAUAAGAAGAAAUGAAAUCCGUACCCGCAAGAAAGAAAAAAAAACCAAAGAUGCUACUACUCAUACCGCUUCUUCAAAAAAUUCAAUAGAUGAUGAAGAGUUUACAUUAUUAUUAAAAACAAUUGUAAAAAAAUUGAAGAAAAAAAAUAAAAAAGCAAAUAAGAAACAAUUAAAACAUGGAAAUGUGUCUAAUUUUACCAAAGAUGAUGAAGUAAAAUGCAAUGUAUGCAAACAGUUAUUCUCAAAAAACUAUUUUGCUAUUCAUAUGCAAUCUCAUAAUGCUUCUUAUAAAUGUGAUAUUUGUGACAAGAAAUUUUUUUACCUUUCAAUAUUUAAUAGACACAAAGCAACUCACAAACAUGAUAUGGUAGUAUAUGAGUGUAAGUUAUGCGAUAAAACAUUUAGAAACCCUAGUAAUUUAUCCAAACAUGAUACACUUCAUGAACAAGAAAUUAUAAAAUGUUUAUUUUGUUUUAAAACAUUUAAGCAUUUUGAUGAUUUUCUGGACCACAUUAAUAUGUACUCAUUUGACAAACGUUCUAAAAGUUUGACUAAUCACAUAAAAAUACACAGUGAAGACAUACACUGUUUAUCAUGUUGUACAUGUAAAAUGAGUUUUGCAGAGCGUGAUACAAUUAUAAAAUACAUCACCUGAUACAUUUCAUCAAAUAACUAAUAUUAUUUUGCCAAUCAAACAAUAUCUAUA
Messenger RNA from Acyrthosiphon pisum (pea aphid), 1009 nucleotides. Its product is annotated as zinc finger protein 107-like. Gene Ontology annotation, cellular component: nucleus. The record is from RefSeq and is a predicted model, not a curated record. The transcript has 5 exons. NCBI's taxonomy places the organism in Eukaryota, Metazoa, Arthropoda, Insecta, Hemiptera, Aphididae. Bases 275 to 958 code for a protein of 227 amino acids. Gene Ontology annotation, biological process: regulation of transcription by RNA polymerase II. Gene Ontology annotation, molecular function: DNA-binding transcription activator activity, RNA polymerase II-specific; RNA polymerase II cis-regulatory region sequence-specific DNA binding.